GGAAUGGACUGUUGAGUGGAACCUUUCGUCCUAUCGCUUCUUAUAACAAGGGGAUUGAAGCCGAUGACAGUUAAUCAAAAUGCCUGAGGAGAUGGCGGAUGGUGGGAAAAAGCUUGUAAUGCUCGACGACCUCAUUGAUGCACUGGAUAAGCGCGAGAGAGCGCCGAGCAAUGUCCCGAAGGUUGAUACUUUUCACUUCAAGAGAGAACGGGUGUCUGACUGGCUGGACCUGACGGAGCAAGCAUUGGUGGGGCUGUCGGACGAGGUCAAGCUCCAGCGAGUCCUAAGAUAUGUCCUUCAUAGCCACCAUCAGGAAAAGGGCAAGGUCGUGGAUGCCGCCAAUGGUAGUUGGGCGAGGUUCAAGGACAUGAUGCAGAGAAAGUACAGGUUGGGGGAUGGCUUGCUAACCAUGGCGGAUUUGGAGGCCAUGAACAAGGAGGACUUCUCCACGAUUGGGGUGUUUGUGCACGAGUUUAAAAAGAAGGCGCGGAAGGUGCACGGGAUCUCCGAAGAAACGCAGUGUGCCAUAUUCUUGGGUGUGCUUACUGGCUCGGAGGCCUCGGAGCUGACGGGUCACGGAGGGGGAAAGGAGAGCAAUCCGGAGGGAGAUAGAACCGGCGACAACACGGACAGAUCCAAGGAGGGCGAAGAGGAAGAGGAAGGCGAAGGAGAGCCGGCCACAGUCCUCCUGGGGAGGAUGGAAGAUCUGCUGGAAAAGGUGGGAAGGUACCAGCGGAAGUUGCAGGCCCUGUGUGAAGAAGCGCGAGAGUGGGAGGCCAAUCUGCUUGAGGUCUUCCUCUACGACUCCGGAAUUGAGCCUUCGCCAGGCCAACAGGGGUACCCAAAAGUGGUGACUGUAGGGACGGGCCCUAGGUCAGUGGAUCUGGUGAUAAAGAACCAGAAGUGCACUGGGAUGGUGGACACGGGCGCAAAAAUGAAUAUCAUCAGGGAGAAGGAGGCGGUGAUGAUAGAUAUGGAGAUCGACCGCUCGGACCAUGGCAUGCUGCAUGGCGCCAACUGCAAGGCCGCCUUUUGCGGCACGGCAUCUAAUGUGAUUAUAGAGAUUGGGAAGGUGCGAGCCAGGACGUGUUUCUUCGUCAUGCCCGAUGUCGAUCGUCCCAUCCUUGUGGGAAGGUCGUUCUUGUGUCGAACGAAGAUGUUGAUUUUUAAUAAGCACGACGGGACAAUGAUCCUGCUCCUAUGCGACCCAGCAUGCGGGAACUAUGAAGUUGUCACCUGCCGAAACACGGGGCCGGGGAGCGGGAGGAAUAGGUCUAAUCUCGGCUCGUUCACCUUCGAGGAAUCAGAGAACGAGCGAAGACGGCUUUGGAAAGUGCCCGAGGAGGAGGAUAAGGCUGAGGUGUUGACACUGAGCCUCACAGAUGUGAAUAAGGCCAUGGAGGUGGUGUCGGCUCAUGACAUGGCGGAUCCGGAGGCCAUUAAGGCAUUGAGGGAACAGGUUUUGGAGAACCUUCAAGUGGGAGAGGUGGAGUUGGUGUAUCGGCUUCCAAGAGGGGGAGGAGGCCCUGCAAUGGCCCAGGCCCGAACGACAAAUAAGAAGUGCCGCCUAGUUCCCGUGCUCGUCACGGAGGAUGAGGAAGUCUACUACGAGCGGGAACGAGGAUUGAUACGGCGUAUGCGGGAGCACGCGUUGGCCGGGCCGUGCCGUAUCAACGACGAGAAUGAGGGGAAGUUGAUAAUCGGGGAACCCGACUUCCUGUCGCCCCAGGAGAGAGCGUUGAUGGUGGGACUGAUGAAGAAAAGGCACCGUGCAUAUGCGUUCAAUGACGACGAGCGUGGGAGGCUAGAUGUGGACAAGAUUCCGAUGAUACGAAUCCACACUAUUCCACAUGAGCCAUGGAAUCUAAGGGGUGAACGAUACCCAAAUCCGGAUGAGGAGAAGAAGGUGGUGGACCACGUGGACGGCAAGAUGCGGACGCACGUGGCCGACUAUUCCAGCAGACCGUACGCGUCGCCUUGGUUUUGUUUUAUUAAACCAAAUGGGACGCUAACGUGGGUGCAGGACUUGCAGCGGCUAAAUGCGGUGACAGUGCAGGACGCGGGAGGGUUGCCGAACGCAGACGCGCUGUCAGAGUCGUGCGCAGGGAGGCCUAUAAUCUCGCUUAUAGACCUCUACUUUGGGUACGACCAAUUCCCUGUAUACCCGCCAGACAGACCCGUAACGACGAUGCACACACCCAGAGGGUUGAUUCACAUGAACGUGGCGCCUCAAGGUUGGACGAAUGCAGUAGUGGUGGUGCAGAGGCAUAUGAUCAGAGCCAUGCAGACGGUCAGCCCACAUAUCACCCAACCCUAUAUCGAUGACCUGGCGGUCAAAGGUCCGAAGGAGAAAGAAGACGAAGUGAUGCCCGGUGUGCGGCGUUUUGUCUGGAAACAUGUCCAAGACAUCGAUCAGGUUCUGGGGUUAUUGGAGGAACAUAACCUGACGACGAGCGGCCCCAAGUUGAAACACUAUAUGAGGGAGGCCACGAUUCUAGGUUUUGUCUGUAAUGAGAGUGGGCGAAGGUCUGACGUAAAGAAAACAGACAAGAUUCUUGAGUGGUCGGUGCCCUUCCGCUCGAUAACGAAUGUGAGGAGCUUUCUUGGGAUGUGCGGAUUUUGGAGGAGCUUCGUGAAGGACUUUGCCACGAAGACGGAGCAUUUAAGGAAGUUGGUGCGCCAGGAUCAGGAAUGGGUCUGGGGCGAAGACCAGGAAGAGGCAGUCGGUAGGAUGAAGGGAGAGUUUAAGGAAGGGGGCUUGGUAUUGGGAGCGCCAAACUAUGAGGCCACGGAGGAAAGGCCAUUUGUCAUUGAGACGGAAACUGGGCCAACUGCCUUAGGAGGAGUCCUGAUUCAGGCAGAUACUGAGGGGAAGGAGAGACCGCUAAGAUUCGAAAGUCGUACCCUCAAUACAACUGAGAGGAACUACUCUCAGUUCAAGAAGGAAACGCUGGCAGUACUUCAUUGCCUAAGGACCUUCCGGAACUAUGUUUUUGGUAGGAGGCUCAUCUUGAGGGUGGACCCUACUGCACUGGCAUGUUCCCUGAAGAAUUAUACUCCAUCUGACCCAACCGUCGCAAGGUGGUUGACCUACAUUUGGAUGUUUAAUUUCGAGUUGGAAAGGGUCCCAGGGAACAAGAACAGGGCAGAUGGGUUAAGCCGCAUCAACUGGGACGGAUUAGACGAGGGAUCGAUAGAAGACGCCCCACCAGUUGAUGGGUUUUUGGACCAAGAGGAGGACGUCCGCCUGCAUAUUAAUGAGUGGUCCCUACGAGUACCCAGCUGCGUCAGCCACCCUAUAUGGCUAGCGCCAAAGGGGUACGAGCAGAAGGAAAAGUUGGUCCUCAAGCCUUUUCAGGAGGAGGAUCCGUGGGGGAGUAAGGAUGUUGGUUGGAUGAUGAAAUUGGCAUUGGCAAGAACGUACAGCCUGGUGGAGGAAAUGAGGAUGAUAGAAGAAAGCCCCAGUCAGGUAGAGGAGCAUGAGCAGCUAAUGGGAGGGAUGUACCUGCUCGCCAAUACGCUCCUGCAAGGAGACUUUGACCGGAUGGGCUCGUUCGGUCGUGAGGAAAAUGAGAUUCUAGUUCCUGAAAGCCAGGACGACGAGUUCGAGGAAGGAGAAAUCAAGGAGGCAUUUCGGGUGGAGGAGUACGAUGGGAUCUACCGGGAAUUGGGGUUGCUCCUAUCAUGUGAGAUGAGGGAUAGAGAUGCAAGUGCCAAAGCCCAAAAGAUGAGGCACCUCUACUUAGUAAGAGAUGGUCAUCUGUUCAUAAAGCGGCAGGUCGGGAACCCCAAGAGGAUCGUAUGUGGGAGAAACCGGCAAAUUGAUAUCAUAGCAGCCCUACACGAUGAUAUAGCAGGGGGGCACAGAGGAGUAGGUGCAACGUGCGUGGAGAUAAGCGAGCUCUACCAUUGGGAUGGGAUGCUGACGAUGAUUAUCAAAUACUGUCGGUCUGACUUUUCGAAGACAGCCAUGCAGAGAGGCGGGAGGGACGUGCGGCCACGACAGAGGCCUCAGGGAGCAUCAGGAGGGGAUGACUCGCGCAGACCAUCUGAGAGGGAGUCUACGCCUGUCUUCAACGAUGAUAACAUAGAGCUCUUUCUGGACUCCUACCAGGCACAUGCGGCACGAGAGGGUUGGUCCACCUUGGAGAGGAUACGACACCUGAGGGGAGUUGGGCGUUUUGAGGAGCCUAUUGUGCACAUCCGGGAGGAGGCUUUGACCUGGCAGGAUGUGGAGGCGAGGAUGCAGAUGUUGAGGGCUUCGUCAUUAGGACCGGAUGGGCUGCCUAUUCGAUUGGAGGAAGGCAAUCUGGGAGCGAACCAGAGCGGACCGACACGGUAUGAGCCAGUAGAGGAUGAGCCAGAGGAGGAGCCACCUGAGCCGGGGCCCGAGGCAAGGUCUCGUGGGACCGGGGGGCCGCAGACCGAGGGGGUUAUCACUGUUGGGGAUGAUACCCCUCCUCCUACCCCGAUUCCAGAGCAGGUGCGGCAGUAUUGGCCUGAAGGAAUUCCUGAGCCGGACAGUGAGGAGAUGUUGGGGCCUCCAUCGGAAGCUACUAUGACACCUCCGACACGGGCGGGGCCAGAGGAGGGCGAGAGGGCGAGGACACCUACUACUGUGGCGCCGCAACUAACUGAGCCUACAGGUGCACGGAUGGAUAUGGAGGUGCCGACCCCUGGGGAACCUCCGCCAGGGCUGCCACCCACAGAGGAGGGGACAAGUGAGAGAGACCCACAGCGAGAGGCCCAUGAGGCGCGGACAAGGAGACCAUCAGGGGAGACGAAAGAAGAGAAGCGCGCGAGGGUGCAGGCCACCGCUAUGACGAUUGAGGUUCCUGGGGACAAGCCGGCGCAGAGACCCCAACCUCCAGAGGUGGAGGGGGGCCUCACAGAGGAGUCCCCUACGAUCCUCUUGGAGGUGCAGGAGGGUGCCCUUACGGGAGCAGCGGCAUCCACUGAGCCGGGGGUAAUGGGGGGAAAGGCGUCUCGACUGAACGAGUUGGUGGCAGCUCUGGAGCUGGACAUGUCGUCAGGAGGGACUCAUAGGCAGGAGACACCGGAGCGCGUGCCAGAGAUAGGGGAGCUGAGGACGCAGUUGGGAUCUUGGGCUACUGGAGCUGACUCAGGAGAGCACAUCUCAGAGCAGCAGCAGGAAGUUAUGAGCGAGCCGGUGACUUCCGUAACCCCCCAGCCUUCUGACCUGCAUAGGGGCGAGGGGGCGACUGCGAUGGGAGGAGUCCGCGAGGGUAGGCCACUGAGAUUGGACAAUCCAGCGUACCAACCUGAGGAAGAUGAGAUGCUAGCAGGGCCGAGUACCCAGAUGAUGGAGGCAGGACCGACAGAGUCAUGGAGUAUGCCCCAGAGCCACGAGAUGAGCAGGGAAACUAGUGAGACGCCGCCGUUGCCUGGGUCCCAGAAGAAGAAGAGGAGGUGUCGAGGGAGAUCAGACGAUCAGUGCUUUUUCUGCAAGGACGACAUACAUAGGGCUCUUGAAUGCCCGAAGUUCCUUAAGGACAAGGCGGCUGGGAGAGUGACAAAGAGUGGUGGAAGGAUAUACGACAGACAGGGGCGAAUGGUAGAGCGGGCUCCAGAUGGGGGUAGGGCACAAUUGUAUAGGCAGAACCAGGAGGCCAUGAGUGAGUAGGGGCUGGCUUGUCUAUAUGACAGUAGGACUAGAGUUCCUCCGUACCCAGAGGUCGGGUUCGAGAUGUACGUACUCG
Chara braunii is the source of this 5720-nucleotide messenger RNA. The record is from the annotation of a GenBank genome assembly. NCBI's taxonomy places the organism in Eukaryota, Viridiplantae, Streptophyta, Charophyceae, Charales, Characeae.